This is a messenger RNA of Strongyloides ratti, 2454 nucleotides long. Its product is annotated as Slo-interacting protein 1. The record is from RefSeq and is a predicted model, not a curated record. Bases 1 to 2454 code for a protein of 817 amino acids. The transcript has 5 exons. NCBI's taxonomy places the organism in Eukaryota, Metazoa, Nematoda, Chromadorea, Rhabditida, Strongyloididae. Gene Ontology annotation, molecular function: protein binding.
AUGCCGAAGACAGGAGAAGGUAUUCAUUUAGAUAAUAAUAAUAUAAAUGAUACUUCUUAUACUUAUAAAAAAAAUACCUUUUCUGAAGAAGAUAAAAAUGUUACUAAUUCAUCAGGAAGUUCAAUUGAAAAUAAUAGUCCUGAAGUCGAUGAAACAUUGAUUGGUGGUAUUGAAAGAAAUUCAUUUUCAUCGAUAAGUAUAUUAUCAGAAGAAGAUGCAUAUGAUGAAAUUUUUGAGGAUGAUCUAUUACCAUUAGAACAAUUAGCACCAUACCUUGCACAUCUUGAAUCACAACAUUACUAUAGAGUGGAAGAAACAGAUGAUUUAAUAAUAAUGGAUGAUCAAGGAGAUGUUAUAUACGAGGAAGUUGUUUUAAUAAGAUCAACAUUAAAUCAACGUUUAGGUUUAACAUUAUGUUAUCAACAUAAUGAUUACCUUAAUCAAGAUGCUAUUUAUAUAAAUGAAAUUGAAAAAAAUAGUGUUGCUGGAAAUUGUAAGAAAAUUCAAAUUGGUGAUCAAAUUAUUCAGGUAAAUGGUAUAAAUGUUCGUUCAAGAGCACAAGCAAUGAAUGAAUUUUCAAAACAAAAUUUACAAGUUACAAUGCUUUUAGCAAGAUCAUUUAAUAUGGAUUUAAAUAAUUCUGAUAAUAUUCAUCAAAUUGAAGGACGUCCAGGAGAUGAAACAAUUAAAGAUAAACCAAAAAAAAUGUUUUCAAAAAAUCGUUGUUUUAAUAGAAAUCAUUCUAAUCUUAGUCCAUUACCAGAACAAUCAGUAUCAUUAGAAUGUGAUAUUGAUGAUGAAUUAUUAACUGAUCAAAAUUCUAAUAAUUCAGUUUUAGAAAAAGAUUCUGGAUUAUCAAGAGGAACUGACUCUGAUCCUGAUAUUUAUACAGUUCCAUAUGAUAAUUUAGAAAAAGUUAAUAAUAUAACAAAAGUAUCACCUCCAUCAAUAACAUCAAUGCCACAAUUAAAAAGAAAUAAUAAAAUAAAUUCAUCAUUAACUAGUACAACAAAAUUUGAAAAAAAUUUGGAGGAAGAACUUAAAAAUUUACAUUUAGAAAUGGAAUUAAUUAAAAAAGAUUGUGAUAAUCUUAUCACAAUGAGUUCAACAUUUAUUCCACCUAAAAAAAUGCCAAAAAAUAAUAUAAAUAAAAAUUUAAUAUCUGGUAUUAUUAAAUCUCCAAUACUUCAACGUCCUUUACCAACACCAGUCGGUAUUUUAAAUAAAACACAUUUAAUUGGAAAUUCUUCUCUGCCAAAUUCUCCAAUAUUAAGCGUGCGCAAUGGCGGAAAAAAAUAUCCACAUUUCGCAAAUAUUAUUGAAGAAACAUCUAGUGCUUAUAAUACAGGUAAUGAUAGCUGUAGAAGUACUCCUAACAAAAAUGAUCAAAUUAAUUUUAUUGACACUACUUUGCAACAUAUAAAUUCAUUAAAUAAGCAUCAACUUUUAGCGGGAGAUAGUGCUGCAACUAUGGGUCCAUUUUUAAAUUCAAAAAUUGGAAAUCAAUCAAAAUCAGUUCUUCUUAAAUCAUCUCAAUUAUGUAAAAAUCAAUUUAUAGAAAAUCAACGUCUUACUAAAUCACAAAAAGAAGUUCACUUUAAUGAUAAUCCAUCAAUUAUAAUACAUAAAAAUAUUGAUAAUAAUAAAAAGGAGGAAGGAACUUAUCAUACUGUAAAAAAUCAUUCCAAAUUUAGAUUACCUAAAUAUACAAUAAAAAAUCAAAUUUUUAUUCCUAAACCAAUAAAAAGUAGUACAUUAAAAAAAACAAAAGAUUCAAUAAAAUAUCGUCCUGGAGAGACAACAUAUGCAAGACCAGAAGAUUUGGAAGAAACAAUAAAACUUCAACAACAAGCUUUAAGAAAAGCAAUGGCAAAUAAAGAAGAAAUUCAUUGUUCAAGUAGUUUACCAUCUAGUCCUAUUAUUUCACAUUCUAAAACAUCAGAUAAAACAUUAAAAUAUGCAACACAAAAACAAUCAAAUUUAUUAUCAUUGGCACAAAAAGUUAAAUCAUCACAAACAGCUGACCCUAUUAAUUAUGAAUGGAAAGUUAAAAGACGUUCUGAUGGUAGUCGUUACAUAAUUAGAAGACCUUUACGUACUCAUCAAAUACGUGCUCAACGUGAAGAACAAUUAAAUAAAGAAAGAACAGGAGUAAGCACUGAUGAUGAUGCUGCUAGUGAAAUGAAAUUAGGCAAAUUUUGGACCAGAGAAGAACGUAAAAAACAUUUAGAAAAAGCUAAAGCAUAUAAACAACGUCAAUUGCAAAAAUUAAUUGAUCAGGAAAAAAAUGUUCCAGAUCAGAUGAUUGUAAAUUUAUCAAAUAAAAAGAUGAUGAAAAAGAAAGGACAACAAGUAUAUGAUAAAUUUGUAACAAUUCAAGAAUUUUUAACUCAUGGAUCACGAGACCCUAAUUGCCCGGUUAUCGAAGGAGUUCUUAGUGUCACAACAGUAUAA